UGGUAACCAUAGCAACGGUUUGUUUACAUUUCUGUUGAGUGACAGUUGUUGUUCCUAGUUAUUUUAUUCAAAAUGCCUUUAAAACCAAGUGAACCGCAGCCUAAAAGUUCGUGUGAUAAACAUAAAUGUAACAAACCUUCUACUGAGAAGAUAAAAAUGCCGAAGAAGUUGUUAAUAUCUAAAAAGUGGCACCCCGACUGUGCGCAUGAAGUGACAACUAAAUCUGCUGGUAUAAUCACCUCUAAACCACCCAGAAAUAAGCCGAAUAAAACAUCAAAUUCUUUACCUGUUGUGCCAAAACAAAGUAAAAUUCUGGAUUUUUGCAAAACGUGUGGAGAUACUGAUGAUAUAGAGACAGCUGUAGCUGUGUUUUCCAAUACUGUAACAAAUUCUACAAGCAAAACUAGUGCUGUGUCCUCUAAAAAUAGUAAACAUGCUGUGUCUCCUAAAUAUAGCCAACAGGAAUUGAAAACUGACUCUCAGAAAAUAAAAAUGGAAACUAAAGUUGUAAAACAAUAUUACAAAAACGAAAAAUAUGCAGAUUCUAAAUCUACAAUAGACUAUACAAAAACAUCUUGCAGAGAUGUCAAAAUUAACACGAAAAAGAGUAAGGGAGCAUUGAAAACUGAUAAAAAAAUUAAAAUUGAAGAGGAAGUGGUACAAGAGCAUUAUUUAAAUGAAAAAUUUGCUGAUUUAUACGAUUCUAUGCAUGAUUUCGACACUAUAGGCAGAAAUGGUCAAGUACUGGAUACUAUUACUGAAGUGAAUGAAAAACAAGUAUCGUCUGAUAAUAAAUCUACAUUAUCUCAAGAAAAAUCUUCUGAAGAAUCAAAUAUAUUUACUUUACCUUCAGAAGACGAAGUAAGUUUGAAGAAACUUAAAGAAUUCAGAGAGAAAAAUUACUUUGAAUGUCAUUCCUCCAAAAACAGAAUUGCAAGUAAGGGAAGCGUGAUAUCUCUUCAAGAUCAUAAAUGUAGAUACAGAUUAUAUUUGAAUGACAGACUAUUUCCUGUAGCAAUAGACAAUGAUCACAAUGACAACAUACGAUGCGUUGACUGUCAUUUACCUCUAGAACUAGCUCAAGAAGAAGACAAAGUAAAUGGCACUAUACAAGCGAAAGUAAAACUAGGUUCAGAAACUCAAGACAUGGUGUUACUUCUUCCGAUAAAAGAGCCUUUGAUAAUUAAACAGAAGAGAAAAGAAAAGAACGAUGACGAUGUAGUGUACUUCGGGUUGAUAAAAAUGGAUCAAAAUGGAAAUUCAAUGUUUAAUCCUACUUUACCGAGUGAUUCUUUGGCAUUGAGGUAUCAGAGGGGAUAUAGACAAUUUAAUGAUGUUCAAAGCUAUAGGUAUGAUAAGAUCGAAGAUUCUGAUGUUAUCUAUAUUUAGUGAUGAAUAUACGUUAUUAUGUUUAUA
This is a messenger RNA of Cydia pomonella (codling moth), 1416 nucleotides long. RefSeq lists its product as uncharacterized. The transcript has a single exon. Bases 73 to 1389 code for a protein of 438 amino acids. The record is from RefSeq and is a predicted model, not a curated record. Lineage: Eukaryota; Metazoa; Arthropoda; Insecta; Lepidoptera; Tortricidae.